Messenger RNA from Thlaspi arvense, 321 nucleotides. NCBI's taxonomy places the organism in Eukaryota, Viridiplantae, Streptophyta, Magnoliopsida, Brassicales, Brassicaceae. The record is from the annotation of a GenBank genome assembly.
CUUAGGUACAGUAGCACUAUCAACUUCUCUCGACUCGGAAAGUUACGUAUAUGUCCAGAUGACUCAGAUUGGUUGGAGCCACUCAUGGUUGUACUUGGGAAUUCUCCGAUACUAAAACAUCUUGUGGUUGACUAUGCGAUUGUCGAUCUCGAGGAUAUGGCACUCUCAUGGAACCAACCAGAUUCAGUUCCAAGUUUUUUGUCUUCCCAUUUAGAGAUCUUUGAGUGGAUGGAAGGAUACGAAGGAAGAGUAGAAGAGAAAAAGUUCGUGACAUACAUCCUAGCUAACUCCAAGUGUUUAAAGAGAGCGACAAUCAUCUGA